UAAAUGCUGGACUGGCGUGUGUUCCUUGUAAUGGUUUGUUACUCUCCAGAUUUCUCCUUUUAACUCUCAUUAACACUAUGAACCACUGUACAAGAAAUGUAUUUACUGGUGACUGGAAUUUACUCCUACGGUCUAUCCAAAAACUACAGACAAAGUGCUACCAGUGUUCGGGAACGGCACUUAUGAGUCUUAGCCGGGGUCAGACCACUGCCACAAAGCAAGCUCCAGAUCCUGGAAAACGAGAGAAACUUCCACUUCGAGCCAUUGACUUGGCUCGAAAGUUCCGGCAGGAGAAGUCCAAUACCAGGGCAGCGGAGCCCCCUCUCUCCGCCUAUCAGAAGAGGGUGGUGGACUUAAAACGGUUCAGUCUGCAGCUUCAAAAUGUUCAUCCCAACGUGCUGGCGAAGCACCUGAGCAGAAGCGUGCUGUACCAGGAUCAGCAAGUGGUCGUCAUCAACAAGCCCUAUGGUGUUCCUCUCAGAGAUUCCUCUGGGGAGACAUCCGUCUCCUCUGUGCUUCCUGUCCUCUCCAAAAUGAUGGACGGUAUGAAGAUCAAGUCAGAUUCUCAGCUGUUUCCCUGUCUUGGCCUGGAGAAGGAAAUGACAGGCGCUCUCCUGCUGGCAAGGAGCGAAGAAGUGGUGGAGCACGUGCGGGAACUCAACAGAAGUAAUCAAGUGGAGAGAAAGUACUGGCUGGUCACAGUGGGUGUACCUGUGCCAUCUGAAGGCAUGAUUGACAUUCCCAUCAUAGAGAGAGAAGUCACCGGUUCUCAGCCUCACUACAAGAUGGCUUUAAGCCCCGUUUACAGAAUGAAUGACACAGGAGAUGGACUAACUAAAGUUCGAGCCAAUCGCCAAUCCCUUCCUGCCGUCACGAAGUACAAAGUCCUGGACAGUAAUGGUGGAUGUAGCCUUGUGGAACUGGAGCCUCUUACUGGAGUAAAGCACCAGAUGAGGGUUCAUAUGGCAUUUGCAUUGGCAUGCCUCAUUUUGGGCGACCACAAAUAUUCACACUGGAGCAAACUGGCACCACAGAAAUUACCGGAGCGCAUGCUGGGCAAGCUCGGUCUCGAACAGAGCAAGAUCCGACAUCUUCCACUUCACUUACACGCUCGUCAGCUGACACUGCCCAGAAUCGGUCUUGGGAACAUCAGCGUGCAAUCCCCGAUGCCAAAGUUCUUUACGCAAACACUCAGUCGACUAAAUUUAACUUUUCCAAAGGAAAAAGAUGACUAAUGACCUUGUGGCUUUGAGUGUUUCCAUUAAAUUGGAUAUACUGUCCAGUAGAUUUCAGAUUUAAUAAAUGUAUCUGUGGUUGGUUUUAUGAGGCAUCAUAAUAUGAAUGUCAUUAUGAAAACACACAGAACACAAUGGUCAACACGACUUCUGAUGUAAGGACUGUCCAUUUGUAUUUAAUCAUCUGUACACAAAGAUGUUGAAAAUGUUUUUUAUGAGUCUCUCAAUCACAACCUUUGACCUGAGAAAGUUUCUAGUCUCCCGAAAGACUACAAUGUAGCACUUUACCUUGAGACGACUUAGAUCAAACACUUUGAAAACAGGCACAAGGUCAUCUUUGUACAUAUCAACACAAUACAAAAAAAGGUGAGCAGUGGUCCCUGCUAGGAGGUUGGCAUGGUAACAAAAAGUAUGAGGUUAAAGAGCAAACGGUUAAAUACCC
This is a messenger RNA of Phycodurus eques (leafy seadragon), 1677 nucleotides long. Its product is annotated as pseudouridylate synthase RPUSD4, mitochondrial-like. Gene Ontology annotation, molecular function: pseudouridine synthase activity; RNA binding. The record is from RefSeq and is a predicted model, not a curated record. The transcript is spliced from 6 exons. Gene Ontology annotation, biological process: pseudouridine synthesis. NCBI's taxonomy places the organism in Eukaryota, Metazoa, Chordata, Actinopteri, Syngnathiformes, Syngnathidae. The coding region runs from base 78 to 1235 and encodes 385 amino acids.